Diceros bicornis minor is the source of this 903-nucleotide messenger RNA. It is a transcript of the gene TAS2R4, whose product is annotated as taste 2 receptor member 4. Gene Ontology annotation, molecular function: bitter taste receptor activity; G protein-coupled receptor activity. The record is from RefSeq and is a predicted model, not a curated record. The transcript has a single exon. The coding region runs from base 1 to 903 and encodes 300 amino acids. NCBI's taxonomy places the organism in Eukaryota, Metazoa, Chordata, Mammalia, Perissodactyla, Rhinocerotidae. Gene Ontology annotation, cellular component: membrane. Gene Ontology annotation, biological process: sensory perception of taste; G protein-coupled receptor signaling pathway; detection of chemical stimulus involved in sensory perception of bitter taste.
AUGCUUCAGAUAUUCUUUAUCUCUUCUGUUACUGUCUCAGUAAUUUUGACUUUUGUAGGACUCACUGUGAAUCUGUUUAUUGCAGUAGUCAAUUACAAGACUUGGGUCAAUAGCCACAGAAUCUCUUCUUCCGAUAGGAUCCUGUUCAGCUUGGGCAUCACCAGAUUUCUUAUGCUGGGAAUGUUGCUACUGCAUAUUAUUUACGUCAGCUCUCUAAAUGUUGAAAGGUCAGUCUACUUACCCACUUUUUUCCAGUCGUGUUGGAUGUUUUUGGACUCUAAUAGUCUCUGGUGUGUAACCUUGCUCAACGCCUUGUACUGUGUGAAGAUUACUAACUUCCAACACUCAGUGUUUCUCCUGCUGAAACGAAAUCUCUCCCCAAAGAUCCCCAGGCUGCUGCUGGCCUGUGUGUUGAUUUCUGCCUUCACCACUCUCCUGUACCUUGUGCUCCAACAGACAUCACCCAUCGCUGAAUUUGUGACUGGGAGAAAUGGCACAGUAUUUAACAUCAAUGAGGGUGCCUUGUUUUUGGUGACCUCUUUGACCUUGAGCUCGUUUCUCCAGUUCAGCAUUAAUGUGACUUCUGCUUCCUUGUUAAUAAAUUCCUUGAGGAGACAUAUACAGAAGAUGCAGAGAAAUGCCACUGGUUUUUGGAAUCCCCAGACUGAAGCUCUUGUGGGUGCGAUGAAGCUGAUGAUCUGUUUCCUCAUCCUCUACAUUCCAUAUUCAGUUGCUGCCCUGCUCCUUUAUCUCCCUUCUCCUGUAGGGAUGAAUUUAGAAGCCAGGUGCAUGUGUAUGAUUAUUUCUACAUUUUACCCUCCAGGACACUCUGUUCUCAUUAUUCUCACACAUCCUAAACUGAAAACAAAAGCAAAGAAGAUUCUUUGUUGCAACAAAUGGUAG